This is a messenger RNA of Gambusia affinis (western mosquitofish), 1665 nucleotides long. RefSeq names its product myogenin (gene myog). Bases 189 to 941 code for a protein of 250 amino acids. Lineage: Eukaryota; Metazoa; Chordata; Actinopteri; Cyprinodontiformes; Poeciliidae. Gene Ontology annotation, biological process: positive regulation of transcription by RNA polymerase II; positive regulation of myoblast differentiation; muscle organ development. The transcript is spliced from 3 exons. Gene Ontology annotation, molecular function: protein dimerization activity; DNA-binding transcription factor activity, RNA polymerase II-specific; RNA polymerase II cis-regulatory region sequence-specific DNA binding. The record is from RefSeq and is a predicted model, not a curated record.
UGCUCCACACCAGUUGUUCACCACACGUCUUCCACUCAUCGCAAACUCAGGCCAAGGGGAAGACAGCGCACACGCGUAUAGUCCAACACACAUCCCAGAGGCAGGGACGAAGACCACUCAUUGAAGAGCAGCGACAAACGAACCAGGGAUUGUUGCCCAUUUACAUCUAGAUCACAACACGAGCCAAUAUGGAGCUAUUUGAGACCAACCCAUACUUCUUUCCUGAUCAGCGAUUUUAUGAAGGAGGGGACAGCUACUUCCCCUCUCGCCUACCUGGGACAUACGACCAAGCUGGUUACCAGGACAGAAACUCCAUGAUGGGCUUGUGUGGGAGUCUAGCAGGAGGUGCCGGUGUCGGAGUCGCAAGUACUGAGGAUAAAGCAUCUCCCUCCAGCCUGUCACCUCAUUCUGAGACCCACUGCCCUGGUCAGUGCCUACCCUGGGCCUGUAAGCUGUGCAAAAGAAAGACUGUGACCAUGGAUCGCCGGAGAGCAGCAACGCUGAGGGAGAAGAGACGCCUGAAGAAGGUGAACGAGGCCUUCGAUGCUCUGAAGAGGAGCACCUUGAUGAACCCCAACCAGAGGCUGCCCAAAGUGGAGAUCUUGCGGAGCGCCAUACAGUACAUCGAACGGCUACAAGCGCUGGUGUCCUCUCUCAACCAGCAGGACACUGAGACAGGACAGCAGGGACUGCACUAUCGACCCACCCUGACCCAGCCCAGAGUGUCGUCGUCCAGCGAGCCCAGUUCGGGGAGCACCUGCUGCAGCAGCCCCGAGUGGAGCAGCACUCCGGAGCAGUGUCCGCCAAGCUACAGCGGUGAGGAUCUCCUGAGUGCUGCAGAAUCUCCUGAGCAGGGGAACAUGCAGGCCCUGACUUCCAUUGUGGACAGCAUCUCUGCUUCAGACGGAGCUGUGGCCUUUCCUGUAGACAUUCCCAAAUAGACCUUUCAAAACGAUGGGAACACAAAUGUAGAUGCACAGAGAUCCGUAAAUUACAGAGGAAAUAUAGCUAAUUAGUGACGCUGUUUGACUGGAGUACUUAUUUUGUUUUAGUGAAUCUACAAACUUUGGUUUUCUGUCUUAUGCAAACGAUCAAAAAUCUGAAUUAAUGAAUUAUCAUUGCAACUCUACUGGGUCUACUGGCUAAACUGAAUUCCUCCUUUUACAAUGAGGCCUUAUUCCCUGUAUUACAUGCCUUAUCCUGUGGUCCAGCCCUGUUUGUCAGAGCUACAGAUGCUCAGUCUAACUUGAGAUUCAAAGAUUUUGCUGCAUGAACCCAAAAUCCUAGUUAUCUGAGUGAAUCUCUGUUAAACCUUCCUCCAGACUCACAGAUGGAUUGUAUUGUUCUAACUUAAUUUAAGUUUUCCUCCGUAUCUUAGAUUCUUUUUGUGUGAGUUUAAUGCUUAAAAAAAUACAUGAAUUUAUUUGUGGGGCCAAUAUGUAUCAUGGCAGUUUUGACCAAGAUCUGCUUAAUUUAAACAGGUUAUAAAUGCUUUUGUUGUAAAUACGUUCCCCUUUUUUUUACAGAGUGGUUUUGCCAUUUUAUUUUGUAUCUUUGCUAACUUAUUUUUGACUUUUAUAACUAAGAUUGUUGUGUAUUUGUAGAUGUUCUGAAAAGUAAUAUUGUUCUGUUUUAAUUCUUGGAAUAAAAAAUGGUUUUCAAUAA